CCAUGCAACAAGAAAAACAAGAGGCUCCCUACAUUUCACGCGGGUAAAAUCAAAAGGGGAGUAUAUGCAGAGCCGGGGGGAGUUCCAGGACCGCUUCACCCUCCGAGCCUGCAGUGCCUGCGCUGCACCACGGAGCGGCACCGUCUGCCCGGCGACGCAGGGAACGCCCGGGGCAUCCCGGCUCCUCCCGGGGCAUCCUCUGCACCUUCUGGGGCAUCACCGGACCUCCUGGUGAUCAUGUGCACCUCCUGGGGUAUCACCUGCACCUUCCGGGGCAUCCCCGCACCUCUUGGGACAUCACCCACACCUCCCAGGGCAUCACUUCCAGCUCUCGGAGCAGCACCUCCACCUACUGGGGCACUACCAGCACCUCCUGGGGCAUCACCCACACCUUCAGAGGCAUCACCCGCACCUCUUGGGGCUGCACCUGCACCUCCCAGGUCACCACCCACACCUCCCGGGCAUCACCUGCACCUCGCAGGGCAUCCUCAUACCUUCUGGGACAUCACCCACACCUCCUGGGGCAUCACCUGGAACUUCUGGGGCAUCACCCACACCUCCCGAAACAUCACCCGCACCUCCCGGGACAUCACCCAAACCUCCUGGGGCAGCACCCAAACCUCCUGGGGCUGCACCUCCCAGGCCAUCACCCACACCUCCCGGGCAGCACCUGCACCUCACGGGGCAUCACCCACACCUCCUUGGGCAUCACCCGCACGUCCCGGAGCUGCCCUGCAGCUCCCGAGGGACAACAUCUGCACACACGUGGACAGCACCUAUGCAACCCGAGGACAACAGCCACAGCUGCCAAGGCAGUACCAGCACCUCCCAGGGGCAACAUCUGCACCCCCCGGGAACAGCACCUGUGCUCCCCAGGGCAGCACCAGCCCUCCUCCAGAACAGCACCCGUGGGUGCUGCUGUGAGCUGGGGGGGGCAGGUGGCCCUACAACUCAGCUGUGGACACACACCCAGAGACGCAAAACCAGCAUUUUGCCUGAAACAGCCCCAAAAUUGAAGGGGCUCUGCACACAAGUCUGCGAGUUUUGUAUCACUGGUGUUUGUAAAGGGUGAAUUGAUAAGAGUUGAUAACUCAAAGCACUGCUACACUAUCCGGGUUGCAUCCAAACAUGGUACCAAUUGCUGAGGAGUUUUUCAUCAUUUACAGUAUUUGGACUUGGUUGGAAAUGUUUUAAUUUUUUUUUUUUUUCCCUCCUGCACUCUUGUUUUCUGUUUUGAAAUGACAUUUAUGCCUCCAGAUGUUCAAAUGAUUCAAUACUAAAAUGUUCUUAUCAACCCUGCCUUUUUUUUUUUAUAUGAAACCUAGCAACAAAAGUUUUCAAUUUUAACAGUGUUUGCUGUUUGCCAUACUCUGAUCAAUAUUUCUGGCAAAUGGCUUUAUACAGGUUGAUAUCUAAAUUGUGUCUAUUUUCGCUUUCUGAAAAUUAUGUCUAUUAUUUUUCUGGGAAAUUUGGAUAUUUGAUGACUAGCAGUUAUACUUUUAAGGUAAUUUAUUAAGUUUUAGGAAUGAUAUAAAAAUAAACUGGCAAAAAAAGAAACAUUUAAAAUGUUG
Messenger RNA from Cuculus canorus (common cuckoo), 1571 nucleotides. RefSeq lists its product as uncharacterized. The record is from RefSeq and is a predicted model, not a curated record. The transcript has 2 exons. NCBI's taxonomy places the organism in Eukaryota, Metazoa, Chordata, Aves, Cuculiformes, Cuculidae. The coding region runs from base 238 to 924 and encodes 228 amino acids.